Molecule: messenger RNA, 1561 nt
Organism: Saccostrea echinata
Lineage: Eukaryota; Metazoa; Mollusca; Bivalvia; Ostreida; Ostreidae
Exons: 3
Coding region: 130-1251 (373 amino acids)
Molecular function (GO): protein binding
Source: RefSeq, a predicted model, not a curated record
AGACUUUAUGUAGUUUUUCUCUUCUUUACUUACUCGGGAGCUUUGUCGUUGUUAACCGAUAACGAAGACAGCAAUUCUACAACAUUAACAGGGAGAGAAAAUUUAAAUAAUCUAAAUGUACUAUGGCAGAUGAUUAAUCAAGAAACUGUUAUUCGCUUAGCCUUGGUCAAAAAUGUUCACGUUUUAAUGAAUGAUGUUGAUUCUAUUAAACGAAACAUUGCGUCAUCAGACACCACCGUCUCCAAUUUACAGCAGAUGAUAGAAACAUUGAAAACCCAGGUGUACACUUUACAGCAGGAAAACAAAAAGCUUGCCGACGAUAAUAAGGAACUUCGGAAACAGACUCAGGAAUUUCAAGAACAUUUUACAAAAGUUGACGAAAACAUAACAGUUAUUUAUGAACACCAACAGGUCACGGAAAUAAAGAAUGAAGAGAAACGUCAGGCUUUAUUCAACCAAACUACUCACGUUCUGGAAGAUAUCAAAAUUGAAGUAAGAUAUCUAUCUGUGACGCUUUUGGAUUUCAAGGAAAAGACUGAAAAGGAUGAUAAAAUUGAAGAAGAGAACAUACAAAAAAUCAAAAGUCACCUGAAUUCAACACUUGAUUAUGUAAAUGCUAUAUUUUGGAGAACGGAAGGAUUGCUCGGGAACUUUUCUGCGUCAAUAAAAGACAUAGAAUACUCUCAGUCUGAAAUCAGCAGAACUCAAAUGGAAAACUUCACCAACACAGUUUUCAUGUUCGAAGAACGGACAAAGAAAACAGAAUAUGAACAACUCAAACUGUCGUCUGCUGUAUCCUCAUUAGAGGUGUUCCGAAUAAAUGUCUCAAAAUCAAACUGUGAUAAGAUUUCGAAGAUAGCAUUUUCCGCUGGAAUAACAUCAAACAAUAAUGGAUGGACAGGGGAUACGCUAAUUUUCCCUGAUGUAAUCUAUAACGAGGGAAGGGGCUACAACUCUAACACUGGAGUCUUUACUGCCAACACUGGGGGAACCUACGUGUUCUAUAUCUCUAUUCAGUCUGCUUAUCAAAAGUAUAAUUAUUUUGACAUAGUAUUAAAUGGAUCUUCUAAGGUCAGGGCUCUGGCUUGGUACAAUAGCGGGUUUGCCGUUAAAAUUCAUCAGACUGGAACAAACCUUGUCAUUCUCCCUCUUCGUAGUGGUGACAGAGUGUGGGUCAAACGAGCAGCUGGAACUGGAUACUAUAGUGAUAGUGCUCGCAUUACUACAUUUUCUGGAUUUAGAUUAUUUUAGUACCUAGUAUUUAGAUUCAUUGUCUUACAUAAUUCAUAAAUUAAUUGUUUCAUUGAACAAAGUUUUGAAAUCAUUUUAAUUUUCUAUAUUAGUGGAUUGUAGAAACUUUAUAUUGAUUCCUUAUCCGUGUUUCAUUGUUGUGAAUAAUUAUGCCUAAGAACAAUAAAAAGCAAUUAAAAUACUGUAAUCGUAAUUUGAACAGUAAAAGCAAAUAGGAUAACAUUUAUGUGGUAAUCCAACUUCUACCCAUAGCUCUCUUUCUGAGGAGGGAAUUCUUCAAAACCAUAUGUCAGUUUUAAAUAUUUUUGAU